Molecule: messenger RNA, 1792 nt
Organism: Sinocyclocheilus anshuiensis
Lineage: Eukaryota; Metazoa; Chordata; Actinopteri; Cypriniformes; Cyprinidae
Product: zinc finger and BTB domain-containing protein 2-like
Exons: 3
Coding region: 173-1507 (444 amino acids)
Biological process (GO): regulation of transcription by RNA polymerase II
Cellular component (GO): nucleus
Molecular function (GO): DNA-binding transcription factor activity, RNA polymerase II-specific; protein binding
Source: RefSeq, a predicted model, not a curated record
AGCCGUUCGAUACGGCGCGCGCUCACGUCAUGUGAUUCAAAGCCUCCGGAAAACGGCAGCAGAUUACAGACUGACUGAACUCGUACUGCUCGGUGGAGAGGUUUCCUCCGCUUCAGCCAACAAACUAAACUGAAUUAGAGUUCUGUCGCGAAAGAGCAGACGGUGGAAAAAAAUGGACUUGGCCCAUCAUGGUCUCGUUCUCCUUAAGCGCCUCAAUGCUCAGAGAGAGUUUGGUUUUCUCUGUGACUGUACUGUGGCCAUCGGGGAUGUUCUUUUCAAAGCCCACAAAGCCGUUCUUGCAGCGUUCUCAAACUACUUCCGUAUGCUGUUCAUCCAUCAAGACAGUAACUGUGUUCGACUGAGGCCUUCAGACAUACAAGCAGAUAUCUUCAGCUACCUGCUAAACUUAAUGUACACUGGAAAAUUCACCACACAGCCCAUUGACCCUCUUCGCCUUGAGCAAGGUGUAAAAUUCCUGCAUGCCUACCCUUUAUUACAGGAGGCAAGUCUUCUUAUAAACCCCGAGUCCCAGUAUGUACCUUUGACAAACUCGCUUUAUGGAAUACAGAUACCUGAUCAGACAUACAGUCGGCCUGAAAGAAAUACAGCAUGCAAGGAUGGCAUUUAUGCUAAAAACUCUGAAAACAUUCACCGAGAAUUUUUGGAAAUUUCUGAUAUGGAUUACAGAUCUCCACAACCUGUCGGCAUAGAGUCACCCACCCAGAAACCUGCAGCCACGAUGUUCCGACACCUCACAUAUGGCAUAAUGAGUAAGAGUGCUUCCUCCAGAAAGCAUUACACCUGUAAUUAUUGUGGAAUCCAUUUUAACCAGAGGUGCAAGUUGAAGGAACAUCUCCUUGUCCACACCAACAAAGCAACUGAGCCACAGGUGUUGUCUAUGCAAAAUGGUCACACUAUUGAGUUUGAAGUUCAGGAUAUGGAAGAGGACCAUUUGCGUGUUGACAGUGAUGUUAUUAGUGAUACCGAUCAACAGGCGUGGAUGGAAGACACCCUGCCGCCCUCUGAAAUGGUUGAUAUAGACAACCUGGAGGGCACCGAGAUGGGUCGUGAAAUAAAACGCCGAAAAUUUGAGUGUCCAACCUGUGCACGCAAGUUUAUUCAGAAAAGUCACUGGCGUGAGCACAUGUACAUUCACACUGGAAAGCCAUAUAAGUGCAGUGCUUGCGGAAAGAACUUCUGCAGAGCCAAUCAAGCUGCUCGACACGUUUGUCUGAGUCAGGACACAGACUCGUACAUUAUGGUCAACAAACAGAGUUUGGUUCUGUGUGGUGGAGAAGACAACAGUCAAGUGGAAGCUCUCUUUCAGUCUUCUGAAAGACCUUAUAAAUGUAGCAUGUGUGCAGCACCUUUUGCAAGUCCUUCUGAGGUUCCCAAACAUCAGUGUUUGACUGAGAGCGACGCUGUACCAUUGGCAGAAAAUUCACUGGGGGAAAAUCAAAAGAAGGACUUGGAGACAACUAUUCCUGAAGUAACCAUUCCUUCUUGAAAUGUCAUGCUAAAGCAGUAUUAGCUUAUUGCCAGUAUUUAACUAUUUGUAUGUUUGUGUUGUUAUGAACUAAGAGAUAAGUAUUUUUUUAAGGUCCACUGCAUUUUCAUGUCUUUUUUUCUAUUGAAAGGUCAUUUGUGAAUUAGUUUGAAACGAAUAAAAUGCCAAAACUUAAUGUUUCCAAUCAGAAACACUUCUGAGUUACCUCGUUAAGUAAUUCAACAUUGCAAGUAGAAGAAAAAAACAGCAUAUUAUGAGGCUGUCUUUCAUCCAUUCGCCAAAAGA